UCUAACAUUAUUUAUUUGUUAGAUUUGUUAGAUUGAAGCACUUGGUUUACCUUAUUUUGUGGCAAAAAGAGAAAGGAUUAAAACUGUUGAUCUGAUUGUUCUACUUUCACGUGAAGAUUUAAUGAACCUUAAAACUAUGUUUUGCUGUGAUUUAUGUUUAGUCAUCCGAUACUUCAAAACUUUUCAUCUAAUUUGGGAUAAUCUUAUUGUUUAACUUUUAUAUCUGACUGUACAUGUGAGGUUUUAUCAAGGGGAAAUAAUGCUCGCUCGACGGGGAAUAAUUUCUUUCCCUCUCUUCUAUGACCUGUUUUUGUCGAAUGACACAAUGGUAUCAAUACUUUUCAUGACUAUUGGCAAGAAGAACAAAAUACAUUAAGAUGUUUCUUUGUUAACCGCAAAUAAUUUUGACCACAUAAUUAUUACACUUUUACAAUGUUAUUCGUAAGUGGCAAGCAAUAUUCAGUGGCAAGUAUUCAAAAUAACACAUUGAAUUUUCGAUCUUUGACAAUCGUUAGAAAUCAAUAGUAGCACACGAUUCAUCAUAUUUAUUUUCUGCAAAUGAAAUUGAUCUCUUUUAAAAAACUCGUCAAGAAUAAUUAGACUUGAUAUCCUCAUUGAAAAACAUACGUGCAAUAAGAGAAAUAAGAAAGAUAUAAAAACACGCAAAAACAUUAGCUAUUUCAACAUCAGCGAUAACAUUAAAAAACGCGCUUAAACAUCUAUCUUGACUUACCUCGGAGUUUAUCUGCUCUCGAACCUUCAGUUCGAACUCUGAUAUCACGGAACAUAACGGUAAGAAUAGAAAGUAAUUGUUUCAAAUAAUAAGUAAUUGACGAAAGUAAGUGAAUGGUAAAGCAUUUAUAAUGCCACUAGAGUAGAUACAUAGCGAUACACAUAGCGAUACACAUAGCGAUACAUGUAGUAACGUGGUGUACAUACAUACUUGUCAAAUAUCUUUUGUUGCAGCACCUUGUCAGAUUUUUCAUAUUAAUAUUAGAUAUAUUAUUGAAAGAAAAUCUACGAUUAAGGAUAUUGAAUUAUCAAUUUGUUGAAAGAGAAAAUAAGUAAAAAGUAAUAUUUAUUAAAUAAUAAAGGUGGUAUGAUGUGUUAAAUGAUAACGAAAUCAUAUGUGUCACGCAUGCGCAAUUAAUUGUAACGUGUAGUGGAAAAAAUUUUGCCUAACCAAAACUGCCUAUCGUCGCUGCUGUUCGAAAAUUACACUAAAGAGGACCGCUACUAAAGACCACAUGGUUCGUGAUGGCCGAUAAAGCAAGAGAACAUUUGUUGCAACAAGUCAAAGAACAAGGUGAUCUUGUACGAAAAUUAAAAGCUGCUAAACUAAAUAAAACUCAGGGAUCUUCUUCAAAUAUAUUGCCUGAUUUAGAAACGUUGAACAAUGAAUUUGUGGAUAUCAGCUAUGUAUGCGGCUGGAUCCCUUCCUCGAAAGACAAUCAGCUUUUCAAUUUGUGUACAAGUUAUUCUAAUGAUGAUAUUGCAAAGUGGCCACACUUUAAUCGAUGGUACAAUAAUAUGAAAAGUUUUACUGAUGCGGAACGUUCAAACUUUCCUGCCUCAGAUGUGUCGGUUACUUCUUUCGCAAAGAAACUUGACAAUAUUGGUGAUAUUUCCUGUUGUAAUAAUAACUUGCUUGUCAAAAAGAUAGCUGACGAGGUUUCAAAGCUUUUGGAUUUAAAAGCUCAAUUAGGAGAGGAAAAUGCCGUUCAACAUAAACUCAUCCUUAAAACACCAAAAGGUACUAGGGACUAUAAUCCUGAACAUAUGUCAUUACGACUGGGAGUUCUUGAGAAAAUAAUUGCAGUAUUUAAACGUCAUGGUGCCGAAACUAUAGAUACGCCCGUUUUUGAAUUAAAGGACGUUUUAACAGGCAAAUAUGGAGAAGAUUCUAAAUUGAUUUAUGAUUUGAAAGAUCAGGGUGGUGAAAUACUUGCUCUUAGAUAUGAUUUAACAGUACCUUUUGCUAGAUAUUUAGCUAUGGGAAAAAUAUCUAGUAUCAAAAGAUAUCAUAUUGCCAAAGUUUAUAGAAGAGAUAAUCCAGCUACGACGAAAGGACGUUACAGAGAAUUUUAUCAAUGUGAUUUUGAUAUUGCCGGUCAAUACGAUCCUAUGCUUCCCGAUGCCGAAUGUAUUCGUGUAGUCUCAGAAGCACUGGAAUCUUUGGACUUAGGCAAAUUUAUAAUUAAAUUAAAUCAUAGAUCAUUACUCGAUGCAGUAUUUGCUACGUGUGGCGUUCCUCAAGAUAAAUUUCGAACUAUUUGUUCUUCGGUUGAUAAGUUAGACAAAACACCUUGGGAAGAAGUAAAGAAGGAAAUGGUAGAAGAAAAAGGACUAAACGAAGAAACUGCUGAUAAAAUUUGGAAUUAUGUAUCUAAAUCUGGAGGUGUUGAUUUAAUAGCAGAUUUAAGACAAGACGAAAAUCUAAUGAAGCAAAAGUCUGCAGUAUUUGGUUUAGAUUCUAUGGAAUUACUAUUAAAGUAUUGUACCAUUUAUAAAGUUAUAAACAAGAUAGUUUUUGAUCUAAGUCUUGCCCGAGGACUUGAUUAUUAUACUGGAGUAAUUUAUGAAGCGAUUUUAAUUGGAGAUGACGUUGGCGUUGGCAGCGUAGCCGGAGGGGGUCGUUACGAUAAUUUAGUCGGUAUGUUUGACAGUAAGAAGAAAACCGUGCCUUGCGUAGGUGUAUCGUUAGGUGUCGAACGCAUUUUUAGUGUCUUAGAAGCUAAAAUGGCGAAUGACGGUGUAAAAAUUCGAACAACAGAAAUACAAGUGUUUGUAGCUAGUGCUCAGAAAAAUUUACACGAAGAAAGAAUGCGCCUUCUGUCGGAUCUUUGGGAUGCUGGUAUUAAGGCUGAACAAGCCUACAAAAAAAAUGCAAAACUGUUAGCACAAUUGCAGCAUUGCGAAGAAUAUGGUAUACCUUUAGCAAUAAUACUUGGCGAAGGAGAAUUAGCGAGAGGAGAAGUCACCUUAAGAGAAGUUACCACACGAAAGGAAUUUCCAAUUCCAAGAGAUCAACUUAUCGACGAAAUUCGAAAGCGGCUACAAAACUGAAUAUAGCAAGCUAAUUAUUAUUUAUUUCUUUUUUCUCUCUCUCUCUCUCUCUUUCAUAGUUAGAUCAACA
Molecule: messenger RNA, 3136 nt
Organism: Polistes dominula (European paper wasp)
Lineage: Eukaryota; Metazoa; Arthropoda; Insecta; Hymenoptera; Vespidae
Gene: HisRS
Product: histidine--tRNA ligase
Biological process (GO): mitochondrial translation; histidyl-tRNA aminoacylation
Cellular component (GO): mitochondrion; cytoplasm; cytosol
Molecular function (GO): histidine-tRNA ligase activity; RNA binding; ATP binding
Source: RefSeq, a predicted model, not a curated record